AUGAAUAUUGAAUUUGAUAUUGAUUUAAAACCAAAAAUUUAUUGCAAAUCAUCAUUUUUUGAUGAAGAUAUUAAUAAAUAUAUCGAACUUAUACAUAGCAAUUACUUUUAUGAAUAUGUUAUUGAAGAUUAUGCCUUUUGGGUUCCAAUUGGUUUUGUCCACGACGAUGAAACAUUUAUUUACACUCAUACUGCAUUUGACUUAUAUGAAUAUAACAACUUUUUGAUAAAUUGUAAUGCAACGGCCUCAAAUCCUAUUCGAAUCCAAGAAAAUAACAAUAUUACUUUCUCUUACAGCGCAAAAUGGACAUCGUCAUAUAAAAGAUCUCAAAAUGAAUUUCCAGCACCAUUAAAAUACAAUGUGAAAUCAAAAUUAAUUUUUGGAAUAAUUUCUCUAGUUUUAGCUUUAUUUGGACUUUUAGCGAAUGUUUUCUACUUGAGGAGUAAGUAUAGAAUAAAAAGUGAAAAGCAGAACCAAGACAGCUUAUUUGAGCCAGAAGAAGACGACGGAUUUGCAAGUAUGGUUUGUAGAGAGGCUUCUUCCAGUCCAAAGAACAAUGCAAUAUUAUCUGCUAUAUCAGGCAAUGGAAUCCAUGUUUUAUUGUCGACUAUUGUGUUUUCAUUUGUUUCAUUCACUGAUAAGUUUUAUUCAAAUGGAAUUCCUGUGUUCUUCACAUUUAUUGGAUCACUAAUAGCUCUAUCUCAUUUUUCUGGAUUCUGUAGUAUCUUUAUUUCUGCUAUUUUUGAUAAUAGAGAUUGGAAAUUUAUUUCUACCCUUCAUAUUAUAUUUGGAUCCAUUGUAUCGUUUGUAACAGUCGUUAUAUACAAUUUCCCUGCGCUUUUCCAAAAAGAAAUGUCUUCAAAUUCACUUUUUUCAAUUCCGAUUUUAUUUGAGUUAUUACUUGUAUUUUAUACGCCACUAACAAUGUUUGGAGCAUAUCUAUGCUCAAUUCUUUAUCCAUUCAGAAUGAUAAACACUCCAAACCAAAGUAAAAUUAAUUUGUCCAAAGAAGACCCAAUGCUACUUCAAAGUUACUUCAUUGCUACUAUUGUUACAGUAGUUGUAUAUAUAUUAUUGAAAAAAGAGUUCAAAAUGUUUUGUUUAGCUUAUUCUGAAAAUCAAUUCUCCAGUUUCUUUAAAUUGUUGGCAAUUUACGUAGCAAUGUUCUUCUCUGUUAUGACUCUUAUUGGAAGUUUUUCAAUCCCUCUUCUUUUCCAUAAUAAUUGCUUCAAAUGGCACUGGAGAGUUGCAAUUUUAGGUAUAAUACCAGGAAUGGUGUUCUUAAUUAUGUCAUCUUCAACAGUUUUUUCCAACGAUUUUAUCACGAAAUCUCAAAAAACUUGUUUUAUUGCAUUAUUAUUUGCUGCUUCAUGCGGAAUUUCAGUAUCUGGUUCUGCAAUAUCAUUUUUAUCUGCUUUGUUAACAGUUAGAUUAACUUUUCCUCUUGGAAAAGUCGAAUAA
Messenger RNA from Trichomonas vaginalis G3, 1461 nucleotides. RefSeq names its product secretion of lysosomal enzymes. The transcript has a single exon. The record is from RefSeq and is a predicted model, not a curated record. Gene Ontology annotation, cellular component: membrane. Bases 1 to 1461 code for a protein of 486 amino acids. Lineage: Eukaryota; Parabasalia; Trichomonadida; Trichomonadidae. Gene Ontology annotation, biological process: protein localization to membrane.